Apiotrichum porosum is the source of this 405-nucleotide messenger RNA. RefSeq lists its product as uncharacterized. Gene Ontology annotation, molecular function: oxidoreductase activity, acting on a sulfur group of donors, disulfide as acceptor. Lineage: Eukaryota; Fungi; Basidiomycota; Tremellomycetes; Trichosporonales; Trichosporonaceae. The transcript is spliced from 5 exons. The coding region runs from base 1 to 405 and encodes 134 amino acids. The record is from RefSeq and is a predicted model, not a curated record. Gene Ontology annotation, cellular component: cytoplasm.
AUGUCCGUCCUUCGCACCCGUCUCGCCUCCACAUCCCUCUCCCUCGCAGCCCGCAGGACCCUCCACACCACCGCCGUCCGUCGCGACCACUUCCUGGACGCCGACGCAGAGGCCUUCAAGGCUCGCGUGCUUGACGCCAAGUCGGACAAGCCUGUCCUUGUCGACUUUUACGCCGACUGGUGCCAGCCGUGCCGCGUCCUCUCCCCUUUGCUCAAGGGCGUCACUGGACCCGAGAGCAACUUUGACCUCAUGACCGUCAACGUUGACGAGCACGGCGACCUUGCCGGCCAGUUUAAGGUCACUGCCCUUCCCACCGUCGUCGCGUUCAAGAACGGCGAGGUCAAGAACAAGUUUGUUGGCUUCCGUGGUCAGGCGGACAUUGAGAAGUUCCUCGGCAUGCUCUAG